CUCUCUCACAGUCUUCAGUCUCUGCAGGCGUGUGUUCAGGUCCACUCCCCCUUUAGGAAGUUCCCCCAGCUGUGGUUUGUGGGUUGGAAGCUGAAUCCAAUACUUUCACUUCUUCUAGCUGUUUCGGAAUCACUCGCUGAUGCUCGCAUCAGAAAGAAGUUUCUGAAAAGAGGACCUCCAGGAUGUCCUGCCUGUGGAUUUAUCUGAGUCUGCUCUCUGCUGCAUCUUCAUUACAAAGCAGAUCAUCGUCUAAUAAAAGUGUGUCUAAUCCAGGAGUGUCACUGAAGUGCAACCAAACAGUGGAAGUUCCGUCUGGAGCCAUGGUGACGCUAAAAUGCACUAUAUCUUACUCAGACACUAUGCAGAACUGUAAGGGUAUAAAGUAUUUGUGGUGCAACACACAUGGCGAGAUAUCAAGUAACAACGACUCGCUGAAUUACAGCAGUGAAUGGGAUAAAUUCACUUAUGUGUCGUUGACCAUCUCAAGUGUCACGGAAGGGGACAAUUACACCGUUCACAUAGACACAAACUGUGGUAUGGCUACAUCACCUGCUAUCAUCGUAACAGUUACACGGCAGUCCUCUGAUACCCUCGAAUCAACACGUGACCAGAUCACCCAUGUGCUACCUACCAUACUGGCUGUUUUCGCCAUCCUCAUUGUUUUUUUUCUCCUUUUCCUGUUUGGAGCUUUCAAAAGGAGAGAAAUAAUCAACAUGUUAAGAAAGCAAAGAGGGAAGGAGACUGCAGUGGUAUCAACACUGAUGAUAUGAUUUCAUCUGACUGAGGAGUACUACUCAGUGUGUGGAAGCAGUGGUGAAAGUACUUCUGUGGCUCUGAAGGGAGCGUUCUUUAAAGAGCAUCCCAUCAUAGUACAUAUACAGCAUCCCAUUAUCAGUAGCUUCCUCUGGAGCCACAAAAGAAAUAUUUGCGCAGUAGUACUCUGCAAGACCUGUAAAUAGACUCUGAAGUGUAAAAUCUGAGGAUUUCCCCUGUUUAGAAAAAAAACCCUGGUGAUAUAAUCUCAAUGGAAAGCCUGCUUUGAAAAACAUUAAGAAAACAGACGCUUUUAUGAGGCAGUGGAAGUCUAUGGAAAGGUGCUGUCGAGUUGUAUUAUGUGAAAUGUAGGCUGCAGCACGUUUGCACCUUGACCCAUUCUAGAGAUUAAAAAUCAGAAGGACUUGCUCUCUGAUGCAUUGAUUCUUAUUUCUUUUUUUGUUUUGUUUUUUUAUAUAUGUCACACACGAGUCUAGAACGUCAUGGAAGUGCAAUACAAAGCGAGCAAAGUAUGGAUCAAAACUAAAUGCGAUGUUGUUUACUGUGAAUGGAGUGAUUGGUGUCGUGAGCUGCAUGUCCUGAAUGUGUAGAUUAUAACAAUUGCUAAGUCAGUCACUGUACGUGAAACAGUGGGUGAUGUUUUGUCAGAAACAAGCAUUUCCACAGCUUUGAUCUGAAGCACAACACCCACCCACACACAGCUGAUUAACACCAAGUAACAAGAAGAGUCAGUGACAUAUUUCCUUUGUACACCACACUUCGCCUCUUAAGUAUCAAUGUGACAGUCAACCUGUCAGUCAGUCAGUCAGGCUGAGGCUGAGUCUGCCUGCCUGCAGCCCAGCUGUCGUGAUGAGAGCCCACUGGUGGAGCUGUGUGCUGGGAUUACUCUGCAUGCCUGCUGAGGUGAUACUCAACACCUCGACAGUUUCUCAAGAUCCCUCGGCCAUCUCUCUAGUGAGAGUCAACUCAUCUACUGAGAUCACAUGCUCCACAUCAUUUCCUGACCCGAUGGGCUUCUACCUGCACAGGGGUUUCCAUGAAAACAGGGACGUUGUGUUCCUGGACUUGGAAAACGGGCAAGUCAACAAGAUUUCUACAGCUGCAGAAUUUGUAGGCCGAGUUCGCAUAGCUUCAAACUGGCAGACCGGGAAGGGCGAUGGAUUCAAUUAUGGAUUCAUCCUGCAGCUGUCUCUGCUCAGGUCGGAGGACACGGACUGGUAUUACUGCAGCUGGAUAUACUUCAAACCAGAGACGGCGGACCUAGAAAAACUGUCCAGCAUUGGCACUGCUAUCAUUGUCAGAGACUACCAGGAACAAUGCAAGACCCACAUCGGGGAUCUCAUCUUCAUUGCCUUGAGUGUGACAGCAUUCACUAUCGUAUUGUUCCUCUUCAUAGGGGCAUUGAUUGUGAGACGCAGACGAUUUAAAAAGCGCUUCAGACCUGCCAGACCUGUAAAUCCACGCAGACCUAAUAGGCCUCAACAUGUCAGUCCCCAGGAAAGACCCUACUUGAUCACAUCUGCAAGUACUUUGGACUUCAGGGGCAUUCUGUAAUGCUAAGAGACGACGUGGUGGUGAUGAUAAGAUGUGAAGAUUCUCUGGAAAAGUUCUUGUUGACUGUACAGUAAAUUUACCGCACAGGUGGUUAGUAACAGACGACUGAGACUGAGCCAGCAGCUGGCCUUACGUGUCUCACUUUUUGCUCUCCUCUUCAUUUCCUUUUGUAUACAAAAUUGUGUCCUGUUUGUGCAAAAGUGAUUGAGCUACCACAUCCUGGCUGAUGUGGAGUGUACAGGUGUGAUGCAUGUGUACAGUGUUGGUGAAGAAAAACUGCAGAGCAGGCAUUUUUGCUAUUCUACUGUAUGUGCUACACCGCAUGUGGGCUUGAUUGUGCUGUUUCUCAAUAUGAUUAUUCUACAUGUUUCCUCUGUGUCCCCUACAAAGAUUUUGAUUUUCCAACAUAUGUUAAUCACAGUUUAAUGUCUGAUUUAAUAUUAGCAUUAAAUCUGAGCUUCUUCCAAAUGUAUUGUUUCUUUCAAG
Messenger RNA from Chelmon rostratus (copperband butterflyfish), 2814 nucleotides. RefSeq lists its product as uncharacterized. Bases 1624 to 2328 code for a protein of 234 amino acids. NCBI's taxonomy places the organism in Eukaryota, Metazoa, Chordata, Actinopteri, Chaetodontiformes, Chaetodontidae. The record is from RefSeq and is a predicted model, not a curated record. Gene Ontology annotation, molecular function: signaling receptor activity. Gene Ontology annotation, cellular component: membrane. Gene Ontology annotation, biological process: adaptive immune response. The transcript has 7 exons.